Molecule: messenger RNA, 5975 nt
Organism: Nematolebias whitei (Rio pearlfish)
Lineage: Eukaryota; Metazoa; Chordata; Actinopteri; Cyprinodontiformes; Rivulidae
Gene: dock4b
Product: dedicator of cytokinesis 4b
Exons: 53
Coding region: 1-5937 (1978 amino acids)
Biological process (GO): cell chemotaxis; small GTPase-mediated signal transduction
Cellular component (GO): cytoplasm; plasma membrane
Molecular function (GO): guanyl-nucleotide exchange factor activity; small GTPase binding; GTPase activator activity
Source: RefSeq, a predicted model, not a curated record
AUGUGGAUACCUACAGAACACGAGAAAUACGGCGUCGUGCUGGCCAGUUUCCGAGGGACCAUCCAACAUGGCCUCCCGCUGGAAAUUGGAGACACGGUGCAGAUCCUGGAGAAAUGUGAAGGUUGGUACAGAGGAUUCAUUCUAAAGAAUCCAAAUGUCAAGGGGAUCUUCCCAUCCAACCACAUCCACUUGAAGAAUGCUGUUGUGAAAAACAAAGGGCAAUUUGAGACUGUGAUCCCUGUCGAAGACUCCGUCAUCACUGAGAUGACGUCAACGCUACGAGACUGGGGCGCCAUGUGGAAACAGCUCUAUGUGAAGAACGAGGGGGAUUUGUUCCAUCGGCUUUGGCACGUGAUGAAUGAGAUCUUGGACUUGAGGCGGCAGGUGUUGGUCGGACACCUCACCCAUGAUCGCAUGAGGGACGUCAAGCAGCACAUCACGGCCAGACUGGACUGGGGCAACGAGCAACUUGGCUUGGACCUGGUUCCCAGGCGCGAGUUCAGCAUGGUGGACCCCGAUGAAGUCAGCGUCACAGAGCUUUACAGACUGAUGGAGCAUCGCCAUCGUAAAAAGGAGACAGCGGCGCCCGCUAGCACCCAUCACUUGUUUGUCCAUGUGAAGAGCCUGAUGAGCGCCAAUCUGGGGGAGGAGCUCGAAGUCUACUUUCACAUUUAUGAUGGACGGGAGAACCGGCCACUCAGUGAAAGGUUCUUUGUCAGGCUGAAUAAGAGCGGGUUGCCCAAGUGGCCGGAGAAGACAGAAAGACAAUGCACGCUAUUUGUGGAUUUGGGAAGCGGUGAUCUACGAAAAGAUGUCUACAUCAUCGUUCACAUCAUACGAAUAGGGAGGAUGGGAGCAGGCGAGAAGAAGAACAUGUGCAGCGUGCAGUACAGGCGCCCGUUUGGCUGUGCUGUCGUCAGCAUCGCUGAUCUCCUCACUGCUGACUCCAAGGAUGACCACCUGCUCAAGGUUUAUGCGUGCAACACAGAGAGUGAAUGGAACCAAAUCCACGAGAACAUCAUCAAAAAGGCCAACUCCAGGUACAACUUAUCUGGAUCCAACACUGGCCUGGCUGUGGCUCUCCAGCUCCUCCACGGGGACAUCGAGCAACUAAGGCGGGAGUACAUGGGCCUCUUCACCCGCGGGGUGUGCAUCACCAGGAAACUGGGCUUCUCUGAUAUCAUCAUGCCAGGAGAAAUGAGGAAUGACCUUUACAUCACAUUAGAGAAAGGAGAGUUUGAAAAGGGUGGGAAGAGCGUCGCCCGGAACGUAGAGAUCACCGUUUAUGUGCUGGAUGUUGAUGGACAAAUUCUUAAGAGUUACGUGGCCGCCGGCUCAGGCGAACCAGGUGGGGAUGAGUACCAUUCGCUGGUGCUAUACCACAACAACAGCCCCCGCUGGGCCGAGCAGAUUAAACUGCCCAUCCCGGUUGACAUGUUUCGAGGAUCGCACGUCCGCUUUGAGUUUCGGCAUUGCUCUACUAAAGACAAAGGAGAGAAGAAACUGUUCGGCUACUCCUUUGUUCCUCUGAUGCAGGAAGAUGGUAGGACUCUGCCAGAUGGCAUCCAUGAGCUCAUUAUCCAUAAGUGUGAAGAGAACUCCAGCCUGGCGGACAGUUCGCGCUACCUGAAGCUGCCGUUUUCCAAGCCCAAUCUUCCAUCCAACAAUCAGACGCUAAAAGCGACCAAGGAGUCUUUCUGGAUCACCAGCUUCCUCUGUUCCACCAAGCUCACGCAAAACGGUGAUAUGCUGGACCUGUUGAAGUGGCGAGCCCACCCCGACAGGAUCAACGACAGCCUCUCCAAACUGAAAGAGAUCGACGGCUCAGAGAUCGUCAAGUUUCUGCAGGACACUCUGGACACUCUCUUUGGUAUUUUAGACGAGAGCUCCCAACGAUACGGGCUCAAAGUGUUCGAUUCACUAGUCCAUAUCAUCAACCUUCUCCAGGACAGUAAGUUCCAACACUUCAAACCAGUCAUGGACACCUACAUUGAAAGCCACUUUGCUGGAGCUUUGUCCUACAGGGACCUGAUCAAAGUCCUGAAGUGGUACGUGGACCGCAUUGUUGAUGCAGAGCACCAGGACCACAUACAGCAGGUGCUCAAGGCCAGCGAGUACAUCUUCAAGUACAUCAUCCAGUCCCGCCGGCUCUUCUCGUUGGCCACUGGAGGCCAGAACGAGGAAGAGUUCAGAGUCUGCAUCCACGAGCUCUUCAUGUCCAUCCGCUUCUUCCUCUCGCAGGAGAGCAAAGGCACCAGCCCGGUCGCGCAGACACAGGCAGUGUUCCUGCGAACAUUCCCAGCGAUCUACAGCGAGCUGUUGAAGAUCUUCACGGUGCGGGAGGUGGCUGGUUUUGCCAGGGAGACGCUGGGCAGUUUACCUUCUGUCGUCCAGGCUGACAGUCCGCUGGAAGCUGUCAAACUGCAGUGCAUCGCCAAGACAGUGGAAAGCCAGCUUUAUGUUAACCCAGAGUCACGGUGCAUCUUAAUACCUGUGGUCCUCCGAGUGCUGCAGACCCACCUGCAGGAGCAGAGGGACCUGGUCAUGUGCGCUCGCAUCCUCACCAGCAUGCUCUCCCUCAUCACAAAGGAAGAAAACGGCACCGUGGAGCCUGCGGUGUCCGAGGAAGUGGAGUUAAUUGUGGAAAGCCUGCUGGGAGUUUUACUGAAGACCAUAUUGGAAAUUAGCAACCGGCCUCAGCCUGCUGGACCUGCCAUGAGACUACAGUUCCAGGAUGUUACUGGGGAGUUUGUGGCAUGCUUAUUGGCUCUUCUGCGACAGAUGACUGACAAGCACUACCAGAAGCUGCUGCAGGCGUUCAGCAACAAAGAUGACCUGAGGGACUUCCUCCUUCAUAUCUUCACAGUCUUCAGAAUUCUGAUCAGACCAGAGAUGUUUCCUAAAGACUGGACUGUCAUGCGGCUCGUCACAAACAAUGUCAUCAUCACAACUGUCCUCUACCUUUCUGAUGCUCUGAGGAAAAACUUUCUCAAUGACAAGUUUGAUUAUAAGGUUUGGGACUCGUACUUCUGUCUGUCUGUAAUCUUCAUCAACCAGCUUUGUCUUCAGCUGGAGUCCUUUUCUCCCUCCAAGAGGAAGAAAAUACUGGAAAAAUAUGGAGACAUGAGGGUGAUGAUGGGCUGUGAAAUCUUCAGCAUGUGGCAGAAUUUAGGGGAGCACAAGUUGCACUUCAUUCCGGCGAUGAUUGGACCUUUCCUGGAAGUGACCCUGGUGCCUCAGCCUGAUCUGAGGAAUGUCAUGAUCCCCAUCUUCCAUGACAUGAUGGACUGGGAGCAGAGACGCAGCGGAAAUUUCAAGCAGGUGGAGGCCAAGCUGAUCGACAAGCUGGACAGCCUGAUGUCUGAGGGCAAAGGAGACGAGACGUACAGGGAGCUCUUCAACAGCAUAAUUCCUCUGUUUGGCCCAUACCCUAGCCUGCUGAAGAAGAUCGAGAGAGAGACGUGGAGGGAGAGCGGGAUCUCUCUGAUCGCCACGGUCACUCGGCUGAUGGAGAGGCUGCUGGACUACAGGGACUGCAUGAAGCUGGGCGAAGUGGACGGCAAGAAGAUUGGCUGUACUGUCAGCUUACUGAACUUCUACAAAACAGAGCUGAACAAGGAAGAAAUGUACAUCCGUUACAUCCACAAACUGUACGACCUGCACCUAAAGGCGCAGAACUACACAGAGGCGUCGUACACCCUGCUGCUGUACGACGAGUUACUGGAGUGGUCUGACCGGCCGCUUCGAGAGUUCCUCAACUACCCCAUGCAGAGCGAGUGGCAGAGGAAAGAGUUUCUGCAUCUCACCAUCAUCCAGAACUUUGACAGAGGGAAGUGUUGGGAGAACGGCAUCAUUCUGUGCAGGGAGCUCGCUGACCAGUACGAGUCCUACUACGACUACAGAAACUUGAGCAAAAUGAGGAUGAUGGAAGCGUCGCUCUACGACAAAAUCAUGGACCAGCAAAGACUAGAACCCGAGUUCUUCAGAGUUGGAUUCUAUGGAAAGAAGUUCCCUUUCUUCCUACGGAAUAAGGAGUUUGUGUGCCGCGGCCAUGACUACGAGAGGCUGGAGGCCUUCCAGCAGCGGAUGCUCAACGAGUUCCCCCACGCCAUCGCCAUGCAGCACGUCAACCAGCCAGACCAGACCAUAUACCAGGCCGACGCGCAGUACCUGCAGAUCUACGCCGUUACUCCCAUCCCGGAGAGCCAGGACGUGCUGCAGCGAGACGGAGUGCCCGACAACAUCAAGAGCUUCUACAAGUUUAAUCACAUCUGGAGGUUCAGAUACGACCGGCCUUUUCACAAGGGCACCAAGGACAAAGAGAAUGAGUUCAAGAGCCUGUGGGUGGAAAGGACAACCCUGACGCUGGUGCAGAGUCUCCCAGGCAUCUCCCGCUGGUUUGAAGUGGAGAAGAAAGAGCUGGUGGAGGUGAGCCCGCUGGAGAACGCCAUCGAGGUAAUCGAAAACAAGAACCUGCAAUUACGCACAUUGAUCACGCAGUGUCAGAGCCGGCAGAUGCAGAACAUCAACCCCCUCACCAUGUGCCUCAACGGGGUCAUCGACGCCGCCGUCAACGGGGGUCUGGCCCGCUACCAAGAGGCCUUUUUCGUGAAGGACUACACCCUGAAUCAUCCGGAGGACGGCGAAAAGAUCGGACGACUGAGAGAACUCAUGUUUGAGCAGGCACAUAUACUGGAGUAUGGCCUCGCUGUGCAUGAGAAAUACGUUCCCCAAGACAUGAGACCUCUUCACAAGAAGUUGGUGGACCAGUUUCAUCUUAUGAAAUCCAGUUUGGGCAUACAGGAGUUUCCAGCUUACGUGCGGGCGAGCCCGGUGCACUUCACCAACGGGAGCCCGCGAACCUGCAGGAACUCGGCACCCAGCAUCAUUAGUCCGGACGGCGGCAGAGGGGUGUCCAGACGAAGCUACCCUGCAGUGAACCGUUACUCCUCGUCCUCACUUUCAUCCCAAGCCUCCAAUGAAGUCAGCAACAUCACCGGCCAGUCGGAGAGCUCAGAUGAAGUCUUCAACAUGCAGCCAAGUCCUUCUACCUCGAGCCUCAGCUCCAACCAUUCUGCCUCGCCCAACGUCACCAGCUCGGCCCCCUCAAGUGCCAGAGGUUCACCUCAGAUGGCAGAGAAACACAAGCAUUCCAGAGAAAACGCCUGUUUGUCUCCACGAGACCGACCGGUCAGCGCCAUCUUCCCCAACCCCCUCGACCCGGCACAGAGAGCUCCUCCGCAUCAGAUAGGUGACACCACUUUACCUCGGAGUGACCCCAACCUCUCAGCACCAGAUAAAGUGAGAUCUACUCCCAGUAGCUGGAGCCUAGACAGUGUCAAAGAGGGUGCAUCAUCUCUCUCUAACUAUCCAGGCAAACUGGUGUGCCCUCCUGUACCUCCUAGGCCACCGUACUCAGGCUCCUUGGCUAAAAACGCGAGGUCGCAAUCCCCCGGCCCCAUGUCCAGAUCUCCUCAAAAGACCACAGUCCCACCUUUCACCCCUUCACCCACUGAGUGCCAAUCUGCCAGCCUGGUUUCCAACUCCCCCGUCUUGUCUGGCAGCUACAGCAGCGGCAUCUCCUCCCUGAGUCGCUGCAGCGCGUCAGAAGCCUCCGGCACGGAGCUGCCCACCGGUGACCACCCGCCCUACCCUCAGCCCCCGCCUAUCACCUUGCCAAACUCUGUUUCCAGCAGCUCGGACGAGCCGAUCCGCAGGGAGAACAAAACCCCGCCUCCCUACAGCGUGUACGAGAGAAACAACCCUCGAAGGCCUGUGCCGCUGCCCCACAGCCUCUCCAUCCCCCCACAAACAGACCCGCCGGCCCUGCCGCCCAAACCUCACCAGCUCCGCACGGGCAGCAUGAAGCUGGACGGGAGCGCUGAUCCUCGAGUGCCCAGACCGAGGCCCCUGCCCAGGAAGGUGUCCCAGCUAUAGGUGCUGUUUCAGGUCCAUUGGAAGAGGAAAUAAACACA